This is a messenger RNA of Diprion similis, 5352 nucleotides long. RefSeq names its product protein SMG7-like. Gene Ontology annotation, biological process: nuclear-transcribed mRNA catabolic process, nonsense-mediated decay. The transcript has 8 exons. Bases 199 to 3573 code for a protein of 1124 amino acids. Gene Ontology annotation, cellular component: telomerase holoenzyme complex. The record is from RefSeq and is a predicted model, not a curated record. Gene Ontology annotation, molecular function: protein binding; telomeric repeat DNA binding; telomerase RNA binding. NCBI's taxonomy places the organism in Eukaryota, Metazoa, Arthropoda, Insecta, Hymenoptera, Diprionidae.
AAAUACAAUUUGUAUUAUUUCUCUUGUGUUCUUCGACUGCAGCCUCCACCUACGCACUGGGCAGACGUUUUUCGAUAGUUAAAGAGCCAGCCGUCCGUCCGUCGUUUGAUGUAUUUUCUCAAGUUCCCGUAACUUUUAGCCCCGAAAUAAAUAUGUGACAGUCGGCCACAUCGCGCAUAAACGCGGCUGACGCAGAAUAUGGGCCUGAAAGCAGCUGUCCAAGCACUAAAGAAGGCAGAACCGCUAAAGGAUAAAGUUCAACAGUGCAAGGAUCUUCUAAACGACAACGAUGCAUGGGUCUGCCAGCAGCAACUUCAAAAGAUUUAUCAACAGGUCCUUAUCUUGGAUCUCGAAUAUGCACUUGACCGCAAAGUUGAACAAGAACUCUGGAAUCUUGGAUUUAAGAAUUACAUAGCCACUCUACAAAUACAAGCAAAGGAUCGAAAAAAUCCAAAACGGGGUGAAUCCCAGGCUAUGUUGAGUUGGUGUCUUGAAGCAGCAAGCGGUUUCUAUUUAACUCUUCUGCAAGAAAUAUGUACUGCCUUUGAUUUGGAUCUACCAUUCAGACGCAAGAGCUAUGUAUAUGGAUGUACCUCACCAUGGAAGGCAGUAGAAAAGUUAUCGGCACCACACAAAUCUUCCUGUUUCUACGUGUGCCAAUAUUGUCUUGUUCAUUUGGGAGAUAUAGCUCGUUAUAGGAAUGAAAACAAACAAGCAGAACUGUUCUAUCGACAUGCAGUUUCGUUGUCACCAUCUAGUGGACAACCAUACAAUCAGUUAGCACUAUUGGAAGCAUCUCGCGGUGAUAAAUUGGGCACAGUUUUUCACUAUGUGCGAUCGGUAGCUGUUAAACAUCCAUUUCCUGUUGCAACAGCAAAUCUUGCAAAGACCCUGUCUUCUGCCCUAAAUGAUAAAUCGUUCAAUACUGAAGGGAAGACUAAAUUAACAUCUCAAGAAUAUAUAAGUGUUUUCUUGAAGCUACAUGGUGUACUGCAUAAUCUGGGAGAAGUGAGUGUGGCUGCAAAGUAUGUAACCAUUCUUACUGAAAGUAUGACUGCUCUUGUAGCAACGGAAAGCUUUAGCUCUUGGCGGUUGGUACAAAUGCUGUCAAUCAAUUUGUACGCACUGCAACACGCUGUUGGAAGUACAGCUGAUAGUGCAGAUAUUUUGAAUACAGAACAGUUGAGUUCGGAUGAAAAAAUUGCAAGAAACUGUGUGUUGGAUUUAAUAGCUGGAAGUCUAUCGGCUUUACUUUUACCUGUUUACACAAUUAAAGGAGCUGUGAUAGACUACUUUGCACUACCGACAAUAAAAUUGUGCCUUGAGUGGAUUCGUCUGAAACCAAGAGUUCUGGAAGAAACAGCAUUUGCAUCUAGACUGCAGAUUUGGCCCAGUCUUUGUUUACUUUUAAAUGGACUGCAACAAAGCAUUGGUGACUUCAAAUCUGAUCUCUAUGGAAAAGUCCCUUUACCAGAGGAUCGUGAUUUACAGGGCUUUUUGCCACUGGAGAAAGCCUUUGAGGCUCUUCGAUUCUCUAACACAGAUCUCGAUGGUGACAUUGUAUCUUUAAACAAACUACGUGCUACACGUAUCUUAGAUUUGGGUCAUCAGUUGACAGAACAGCAAGUGAAUGGCACAGCGUUGAUAUCCGUUGUAAAAGGUGACCAGGAUUUACAAGAGAAAUUUUCAGCAGGAAACGAAACAGCCGGACUUAGUAAAGAAUUGUGGAAAGAGUUAGAAGAGCUAAGCUUAAGCAAAGACAAACAACCGCUAGUAAAUGCCAGUCCAGUUCCCUCAGAGUCAGCUAGUAGCAAGGGGUCGUGGGAAGCAGAUAUUCCUGAAUCUGCAGUUGAGAAACGGAUAGGUAUAUUAAAGCCGCAAGGUUCCCUAGAACGCAGUAGAGAUUCGGUAGUGACUGGCACCGAAGGUAGCAAUUCAGAGACCAACUCAAUUCCGUCAAUCAGAAAGCCAAGACAAAAUAUAGCUAUGCAGGCAAUAAUGCGUCGUGCAGAAACUGAGCAGAAGCAAGUAACGUUCAAGAAUAUAUCACCGGUAAUAAUUGAGGAGGAGGAUGCUAAGGUUAAGCCAACUCCUACUUCACCGACUAAAAAUGGGGUCAAUAAAAAUGUGCAGUUGAAUUUACAAUCAUCGAAUCAAAAUGGUCUGCUAAGUUCAAAUCAGGUCACAAGUGGACAGAUUCAUUCGAUACCCCUUAUAAGUAGAGCGGCAAGUGUAAAGAACAGUACACCCGUGCAAAACCAAGCUACAUCAAUUUCAAAUCAAUUAAAAUUGAAAUUAGAUAUACCACAACCAUCACAAGUUAAUCAGCAUCUGCCAAAUGAACCUCUCCACAACAUAACGCAAUUUGGUUUUCAAAAUCAUGUUUCUGGGCAGACUACAUACCAAAAUCAGCCCUUUAAUGUACAAAAUCCUCAAUUCGGAAAGAAUUUCAUGACUGGACAUAUGCAGAAUUUCCCACAAUACCAGGUCCCAGGGCAAUUCAAUAUGCCUCAAAAUAUAACAAUGUCUCAUGGUGUAAAUCAGAAUCAUCGACUACCACAUCAGAGAAUUGGCCAAAAUGUGCCUCAGAGUGGAACGUUACAGCAAAAUUUAGGACCAAAUUCAGUUCCUCAACAAAGUUUUGGAACCAACAUCUCCCAAAGUGCUGCACUCCAGCAAACUAUGAUUCAGAAUGCCGCAUUGCAUCAAACGAUGGGAAUCCAAGAGCAGGGUAUAGUCCAAAAUAAUUUGAGGCCAAAUGGCCCUAAUUUGCAGGGUCAAAUGAAAUUACCAAUGUCUGGUAUGACUAACGGAUUGCAAGGUUUACAAAAUAUGGCAAGUUAUCAAAAAACUUUUCAACAAAAUGUAACAUUGCCAAAUGUUCCGAACUCUACGAUAAAUCCAACAAACUUAUCAAACGUCCAAAGUAUUAAUUACAAUCCCAAUUUUGGACAGAAUGCGUUUAAUCAGAUGUAUCAGAAACAAAUGUCUCCAGCAGCCUAUACUAAGGCAACAGGUCAAUUCACGUUUCCAAGCCAGGCUACUACCAGUAAAGGUCAACAAUCUUCAAAUAAUUAUCAAAGAUUCUCUAGUUACGAAAACAAAGACUUUAAUUUGUGGAAGGAUAACCAGCUGCCGCAACCACCAGUUACUUGGUGGGGAAAUACAAGAGCGUCUCAAAUCCCAUGCAAGGAUAUGCAAGGCGAUGUGUUUCAGAAUUGGCCAACAGCAAGUCCUCCAGGAUCAGUAAAUGUAUUUCCUACAGUACCACUCACACCAGGAAAUAAUUAUCACCAAAAUCCGAUGCUAGGCAGACAGUCGUAUACCAGAAAUAGUUUUGACGAAGCUAGAUCAUAUGAGAUGGAACAAAAACAGCCGCAGUCACCAGGUGCUGGAAAUACAUAUUCUCUGUUUAGUGGCAACACAUGGGGAGCAGCACCUCAACAAAAUCCAUCUAAUCAAGAUCAAGUGAAGAACAGACUUAGCCAGCAAUCUCUUUGGUCAGGUCCUGGCCCUUCGCCUUUAGAAAGACUUCUAGAACAGCAAAAAUCGCUUCGUGAGGGUGGCACUUGAAGGAAACAUGUUGAACGCUAACGCAACAUGGAACAAACUUAUCCUCUUACCCAACACGCGGGCUAAGUAACUAGACAUAAUCACAGCAAAAGCUAUGAUAACGUAAGUUACAGAAUGAAAAAAUUAUCACACACUAAUAAAUCCCCUCCAAAGAGAAAGAAAAAAUAAGUCAACAAACAAAAUUCACCAACUGACAGGAAUAUCAGAUGGAAUAAUAGAUUACCCAAAACUGAAUGAAGUAUGGUAAGAUCCACUGGGAACAUUGAUGUUCGUUAAUAAAGGUUAAAAAAGCACGCAUAAAGUUCGAAUCUGGGUACGAAUAUUGUUACCAGAAACAGAUAUGGACAGAAAUUCUCUCUCACUAUUACGAAGUCGUUACAGAAAUUCGAAAGUAUACUAUUUGAGUAGCGAAUAUACCCUGGAUGUGACGAUACAUUUUCGUACAUCAGGAUCUUUAGAAUUAGUAGCACGUCUUGGGUCCUGAUUACUGUUCGAUGCGACGUGGUUGCAUUAAAGUUGAAAUUACUUGGAACUUGAAUAGAGACAAGUUUAGGCUUGCCAGUAAUUACAUAAAUAACAAUAAGCAUGAAUGGUUUUAGGGAGACCAUCAUGCAGCCUUGAUGUUAUCAUAGCGUUGAAUUAAAAUCUAUAUCCAAAGUAUUAUGAGCAAGGAAACUUCAAUAAAUAGAGUUUUGCUAAUACAUUUAGAGCGAGCAUUAUUUAAAUUCUCUAUCGUGAAGAUCUAUUUUCAACUGAUUAUAGGUACGAUAGCAUAAUGUAUUUUAGUAUGAUAAAAGAAAAAACGGCUACCCUCAUCAAUAAUAUACUUCGAUUCUAAUAUUUGUUUCAGGUGAAACUAAAUAAAUUUUAUAACAUAACAACAGCUAGAGUAGCUGGAGACUGAUUUAUUAAUUAUAUCUCAAGCUUCAUUAGCUUCAAGACAAAAAGUAAGAAAUGAUAAAAAAAAAAAAAUGCACUGUCGUCAUGAAGGCAUAUGUAGACUAAUGAAAUAUUGAUAAAAACUCAAAACUGAUAUCUUAACGAUUAUGUUAAAUUUAUAGAAAUAUUAAAUUACCUGCAAAUAUAAUAUGUUAAAUAUGCAAAACUGGUAUUGUUUUAAACCUAUCAAUAUUGUAACUAUACAUUUUCCAAUAAUUUGUAACAAUUUGAUUUCGUUGGUAAUUAAAAUUAUAGUAGUAUUAAACAUUAAAAACAUGCAUAUAGUCCUUGAACGUCAUUGAGUGGCAUCGUGCAUAUACUCACCCAACCGCAAUUUGUUCAAGAAAUGCAAAUUUUUAUAUUCAUCGACAGCAUAGUUUUAUUGUAAAUUAAAUUUCAUUUGGAAGAAAGAGUAGGAAUGAUUGGAGUUUGGGUAAUGCAAUUGCAUUCAGUAUAGGCGGUUUCAUGUUCAGAAAAAAUAUAUUUCGUUGUAAAAUUAUAUACCAAAACUAUAAGUGUGAAAAAUUAUGUAGACAAGUUUGCGCCAGUUCGCGGAACCAAAGGCGCUUUAGGUAGUUACAUUAUGCAUUAUAACAAGCCAUAAAAAGUAAAGUUACCAAUUAUAUGCGAUAAAGGUCGCGAGGAACGGUCUCAUUUUGAGGAGCUCAACAUUGUUUUAAUCGAGUACAGGGUAAUUAAACCCAACCAGCCGUAAUUCUUAACACUUCGAUUUCUAAGUAUACAUAUGUCAUUUUGGCACUCUACAUAUAAGUAACAAAAAUGUUUAUUAUUCGAUGUAAUACAGAGUAUUAAAAUAUAUUUGGUAGUUCGUCCUGGGGA